AUGAGCUCGUCGGAGCAGCAAGAACCGGCGCCCAGCGCUGCCGAGGCUGCUGUCUCGCCAGCACGCAGCGAUAAGAGCACCGACAGCGAGGGCAGACCGGUCCGGGAGAAAUUUCAGAAGACAAGCAUAGAUGCAACAGCGAACCCGAUAUCGGUGUUGGGGCGGACCAGCGGCGCUGCGAACGGGACCCUGAAGCCAGGAAGCCGCAGCGCGUCCGGAUCAGACAGCGAGCGUGGGCGGUUACGGAGAAAGCGCAGCCGGGAAGACAUCGACGACGACAACGAGGGCGGCAAGCAGCCGGACAAGAAGCAGGAGAGGCUGGAGAAGGGCCCAGAGAAGCCUACCAGACAUGCACGCAAGCGCUCCAGGGACAUGCCGACCGACCUCGAGGACGGAGCCCUGCCCAAGCCUGCGACCGCCCCCGUGUCCAGAAUCGAAGAGACCGACGCUGAGAUGGCUUCUCCCAACAAAGCCGCCGCAAAGACCACAGACACAGAGGCACGUGCCGGCACGAGUCCAAAGAACAAGCGUCCACGCGACGAGACUGACGCUUCUGAGGCUGCCGAGGACUGCACAAAGGAUGCCCCUACCAACGGCCAAGCAGCAACAAAGGAAGGCGACGAGCGCGAGUCCAAACGAGCACGGGACAAAGAGGAGGCCAGGCCGGCGACAUCGAUACCAGCUGGGAGCGGUUUCGCCAAUACAUCUGCAGCAUCGCCCUUCGCCGCCAUGGCCGCCAAACGCGCUGCGCCCAAGUCGGACAAGACAGACAAGACAGAGUCCAUGCCCCAGACUUCAAACGACAAGUUCAAGGCUUCAGGAUUUGGCAGCGUAGCAAGCUCUAGCGGAUCACCAUUCGGAAGCUUUGGUGCUGCUGCGAAGACAGGGUCCCCAUUCGGCGGCGCUCCUAAGCUCAGCUCCUUCGCCUCCCCUGCAUCUACAUCUUCGACACCGGCAACACCCUCGGGAAGUGGAUUUGGAUCCCUGGGAGCUGCAAAGUCAAGCUUUGGCGGUGCAAGCGCAUUUGGCAGCGCAUCGAGCGGUGGCUUUGGCAGCUCUUUUGCCUCGAAGCCUCUCGGCACCAGCUCGUUCGCAACACCUGGCGCACCGGGCAUCACAGGGCUCAGCUCGAAGCCUGAGCGAGCAUUUGGCGCUCCUGGUGACAAGGAAGAGGACGAUGGGUCCGAUGACGGGGAAGACGGCGAUGACGACCCCGAGAAAGAUACAGACGAAGGACGACGAGCAAGUCAGCCCGUGUCCAGCGCAGCUCCCAAAGAGACCGGCGAAGAACACGAGGACUCGGCAUGGAUCGGUCGCGCAAAGCUGUACACAAUGGACGGCGAAGGCAAAGAGCGGGCCUGGAAGGAACGCGGCGUUGGUAACAUCAAGCUCAACGUGACCAAGGAGUCGCCCAAGAAAGCACGCUUCGUCCUCCGCGCCGACGGCACACACCGCCUCAUCCUCAACGCCGCCGUGACAAAGACAAUGGUCUUCGGCCAGGACUCUGACGGUGCUAAGCCCAAGGACGGCCGGCUGCUGUUCAACUCGCCAAACGCCGAGGGCACCCUGGAGAUGCAUCUUCUCAAGCUGAAAGCCGAACGCGCCGUAGAGCUCUGGGAACAUGUCGCCGAGGUCCAGAAGACCGAAUUGUAG
Messenger RNA from Didymella exigua CBS 183.55, 1653 nucleotides. RefSeq lists its product as uncharacterized. Lineage: Eukaryota; Fungi; Ascomycota; Dothideomycetes; Pleosporales; Didymellaceae. Bases 1 to 1653 code for a protein of 550 amino acids. Gene Ontology annotation, molecular function: GTPase activator activity. The record is from RefSeq and is a predicted model, not a curated record. The transcript has 3 exons. Gene Ontology annotation, cellular component: cytoplasm; nuclear pore. Gene Ontology annotation, biological process: intracellular transport.